AUGUCCAGGACAACCACCACUCCAGCCAAGAAUUCGAUUCGCUCCCUCCCGUCGACGGCGGCAAGCCAGGCGUGGCUUUUCCUUGCCGCGUGCUUCGCCAUCGAGGUGCUCGUAUGGGGCUUCCCCUUCGCCUUUGGUGUCUUCCAAAAUUACUAUUCCACCAACGCCCCCUUCGCCGGGCAACCGAACAUCGCCGUCAUCGGCACCUGCGCCAUGGGAAUCAUGUACCUCUCGGGCUUCCUCGUAAUCGGCCUCCUCCGCCUCUUCCCCCACCAGAGCCGCCACGCACCCAUCGUGGGCCUCUUCAUCAUGUGCAUCGCCCUCGCCAUGUCCUCCUUCUCCCAAACUGUGCCCCACCUCAUCGUGACUCAGGGCGUCUUCUACGCUGUCGGCGGCUCCAUCGCUUACCUGCCCUGCAUCCUCUACAUGGACCAGUGGUUCGUCCGCCGCAAGGGCUUCGCCUACGGCGUCAUGUGGUCCGGCACCGGCCUCGGCGGCUACCUCCUCGGCACCGUGGGCUUCCGCACGACGCUGCGCAUCUGGUCCGGCGUCCUCUUCGGCCUCACCGCGCCCCUCGCCUUCUUCAUCAAGCCGCGCCUGCCCGUCUCGCAGAUGUCGCUCUCGCCCAUCCACGCCGCGCCCUUCAACAACCUCAAGUUCAUGCUGAGCCGCCCCUUUGUGCUGCACCAGCUCGCCAACAUCGUCGAGGCGCUGGGCUUCUUCCUCCCGGGCAUCUACCUGCCCAUGUACGCCCAGAGCUCGCUCGGCGCCUCGGCCUUCCCGUCCGCGCUGACGCUGCUCCUCGUCAACGUCGCCUCCGUGUUCGGCUGCAUCGGCAUGGGCUCGCUCGUCGACCAGUUCUCGGCCCCGUCGUGCAUCAUGCUCGCCAGCGUGGGCGCCGCGCUCGGCACGUUCCUCAUCUGGGGCUUCUCGUCCAGCCUGGGCGUGCUGUACCUCUUCUGCGUCGUGUACGGGCUCUUUGCUGGCGCGUAUACGUCGACGUGGCCCGGCAUUAUGAAGCAGGUCACCGAUCCCGAACGUGAAAAGGAGCGCGGCGUCGACUCGAGCAUGGUCUUUGGCAUGUUGGCUGCCGGGCGUGGUAUCGGCAACGUCAUCUCGGGACCGCUGAGCGAGGCCUUGAUCAGCGGUUCCCCGUGGAAGGGCGAGUUGGCGCAUGGGUACGGCAGCGGGUACGGCACCUUGAUCAUCUUCAUGGGCGUGACUGCUCUCAUGGGCGGAGCGAGCUUCUUCUGGAAGAGGAUCGGGUGGUUGUAG
Messenger RNA from Colletotrichum aenigma, 1275 nucleotides. It is a transcript of the gene asaE-0, whose product is annotated as MFS transporter asaE. Gene Ontology annotation, cellular component: fungal-type vacuole membrane. The record is from RefSeq and is a predicted model, not a curated record. NCBI's taxonomy places the organism in Eukaryota, Fungi, Ascomycota, Sordariomycetes, Glomerellales, Glomerellaceae. Gene Ontology annotation, biological process: transmembrane transport. The transcript has 3 exons. Gene Ontology annotation, molecular function: transmembrane transporter activity. Bases 1 to 1275 code for a protein of 424 amino acids.